Verruconis gallopava is the source of this 1821-nucleotide messenger RNA. RefSeq lists its product as uncharacterized. Gene Ontology annotation, molecular function: oxidoreductase activity, acting on the aldehyde or oxo group of donors, NAD or NADP as acceptor. The coding region runs from base 287 to 1720 and encodes 477 amino acids. NCBI's taxonomy places the organism in Eukaryota, Fungi, Ascomycota, Dothideomycetes, Venturiales, Sympoventuriaceae. The record is from RefSeq and is a predicted model, not a curated record. The transcript has 3 exons.
GUAAUAACGCUUCAAAGCUCGCAAAGCAAAUUAUAUCCCCGUACCGAGGUAACCUACCACAGUUCUCCGUCCCCUCCUUUGCGCAUGCUCAAAAGAAGAACGGAACUGUCGGGAAUUGACAGGCGUAAGCACUACUGAAAUCGCAUUGCUUGGAGUAUAUGUGGUUGAACAUCGCCUCGCAUGCUCACCACUACCGAUUGUGAGCCCAAAUUAGGAUUCAGGAUAAAUUUAACUCGACUCCCUACGAGCAUCUUUAACGAGCAUUCAAGAGGAGGUAUAUGAUAAAAUGAAGGAGUACCUCAAGUUCUAUAUAAAUGGCGAAUGGGUAGAUCCGGUGACGCCCGCUACCAUUGACGUGAUCAACCCGGCCACGGAAGAAGUCUUUGCAAAGAUCUCAGCGGGUUCCUCAGCCGAUGUUGACAAAGCAGUCGCAGCAGCCCGUGCCGCUCUCCCUGCGUUCCAACAGACGACGAAGGCCGAGCGCAUGGAGCUUUUGAAGAGGAUCCUUGAUGUGUAUCAGAGACGCAUCGAGGAUAUUGCUCAGGCAUGCUCUAUGGAGAUGGGUGCACCGAUCGGACUUGCCCGAAAUGCACAGGCUGCAGCAGGACUGGGGCAUCUGGCUAACACCUUAAAGGCUCUUGAAAAAAUGGAAUUCGAGGAGCAACGCGGAUCGUCAAGAAUCAUCCGUGAAGGCAUCGGCGUAGUUGGGCUCAUUACCCCGUGGAACUGGCCACUCAAUCAAAUCGUAGCAAAGACCGCGCCUGCUAUCUCCGCAGGCUGCACAAUGAUAUUGAAGCCAAGCGAAGUGGCACCUACGACCGGCACAAUUUUCGCAGAGAUUAUGCAUGAAGCUGGCGUACCUCCGGGUGUUUUCAACCUAGUUAAUGGUGAUGGGCCAUCUGUUGGUCAAAAGAUGGCCGAGCAUCCGGAUAUCGAUAUGAUGUCUUUCACUGGUUCCACGCGUGCCGGUGUUAUUGUUGCAAAGGCUGCUGCUGAUACCGUGAAGCGUGUAAGCCAGGAGCUGGGUGGCAAGUCACCCAACAUCAUUCUUCCGGACGCAGACCUAGAAGCGGCCGUAACCCGCGGAGUUUACAGCUGCUUCAACAAUAGCGGCCAAUCUUGCAAUGCUCCAACACGGAUGCUUGUCCCAGCAGAAAAAAUGGAUCAGGCUCUUGCUAUUGCUAAAGCCGCUGCUGAAAAGCAUAAGGUAGGCGAUCCGACCAAGGAAGACACUAUGCUCGGCCCCGUUGUUAGCGAGGCUCAGUUCAACAAAAUCCAGAGCCUCAUUGAGGCGGGUAUCAAGGAGGGUGCGACCAUGGUUACUGGUGGGCUUGGACGUCCAGAAGGCCUUGAACGUGGUUAUUAUUGCCGUCCAACAGUCUUUGGUAAUGUAAAUAACAACAUGAGGAUUGCUCGUGAAGAGAUCUUUGGGCCUGUCCUCUCAAUCCUUCCAUACAAAGACGAGGAAGAUGCUAUUGCCAUUGCCAACGACACUGUCUAUGGCCUUUCUGCAAGCGUCGAGUCUAAUGACAUUGAACACGCUCUGAAAGUUGCUCGUCGUAUCCGAGCUGGACAGGUUAGGAUGUCGUCAACCGCAUGGGACCCGUUUGCUCCAUUUGGUGGCUAUAAGCAAUCGGGUAACGGUCGUGAGUUUGCAGACUGGGGUAUUCAUGACUUCCUCGAGGUUAAGGCCGUUGUAGGCUAUGGAGCUAACCUGUAAAGGAUGAUUUAAAUGGAGAAAAUCGAUUCUUAAAAUAGAUUUCCUGAAUUCCAGCUUUGUAGAAUCAAUGCAGGUAGUGUAAACACGAAUAUGAUAUCAAC